AUGUCUUCAAAACGACUAAGAGUAGAAGACUACCGUGUAGCCUGCAUCACGGUUAUUCCUGCAGAAUAUGCCGCAUUUGAACAAAUGUUUGAUCAUACACACGGACAGCCAAUUGGAAUUGACAGAGGAGACCUAAAUCAUUACGAAUAUGGUGACGUCGCGGGUCACAAUGUGGUUCUCUGCGCUGCCGCACGGCCUGGGACGAACAACGCAGCAAUCACAGCAACUGAGGUCCGGCGCACCUUUCAUAACCUCAAGUUCGGCCUCCUCGUUGGUAUCGGCGGGGGCGUACCCAACGGUAGCUGCGAUAUUCGCCUCGGCGAUGUCGUCGUUGCCGCUUCGGAUGGAACAUCCAACGGUAUCACACAUCACGAUCACGGAAAGCAGUUAUCGGAUGCUUUCAUUUUGCUGAACUAUCCUGUGGUCACCCCGAGGGUGCUUGAGGGUGUUAUAUGUGCAGUGCGGGCAUCCGAUAUACUCGAUGCGAGCGCAAUUCCCCAGAUCAUUUCAGCCGUGACGAAGAAGUACCCAAAAUUCCAGCGACCUGACAACGAGCACGAUCUUCUCUUUAAAGCUGCCUACGAACAUAUUGCUGGAAACUUCGACUGCGACGAAUGCGCCAAGGAGCAAUUAGAAGAUCGCGCUCCUCGUGAAAGUCUUGUCCCCCAUGUCCACUACGGCCCCAUAGCAUCGGGCAACCAGGUCGUCAAAAGCGCGGAGAAACGGGAGUUCUUGCGCCAGUCAUACGGUGUCUAUUGUAUCGAGAUGGAAGCAGCCGGCGUUAUGCCCACCCUGCCUUCUCUCGUUAUUCGGGGUAUCAGUGAUUACGCAGACUCGCACAAGAACGAUCGCUGGCAGAAUUAUGCAGCCCUUGCGGCAGCGGCUUAUGCGAAGGACCUGUUGACUAGGAUAUCGCCUUCUGAUUCUACGAGCGGUAGAGAUGUAAGCUCGUCUGGCACCGCCGGACAACCUGCAUCUACCGUAGCCCGUAACCCAAAGCUCGAGGAUCUACUGGAGCACAGAGGCCGGCAAAUUGGUGCCAAAGACUGGAGGUCGUCAAUCGUGGAUCUCCUUAAGGUCCUCGGCCUAAAGUCGGAUGGGGCUUCGCGCAAUGAUCUCGCCGCUAUAUUACAAGUCAGAGAAGGAUUAAGCGGAUCUGCGAAACGGAAUAAUGCGCUACGGCGUGCUCUUAUGGAUUGUUUGGUGGUUGAGGAUGGGGAUGUCGUUUCCCCUAACAGUCUGGACGCGCUGCGAUACUGA
Aspergillus nidulans FGSC A4 is the source of this 1260-nucleotide messenger RNA. RefSeq lists its product as uncharacterized. The coding region runs from base 1 to 1260 and encodes 419 amino acids. NCBI's taxonomy places the organism in Eukaryota, Fungi, Ascomycota, Eurotiomycetes, Eurotiales, Aspergillaceae. Gene Ontology annotation, biological process: nucleoside metabolic process. The transcript has a single exon. Gene Ontology annotation, molecular function: catalytic activity. The record is from RefSeq and is a predicted model, not a curated record.